Drosophila grimshawi is the source of this 1972-nucleotide messenger RNA. Its product is annotated as endoplasmic reticulum-Golgi intermediate compartment protein 2. Gene Ontology annotation, biological process: retrograde vesicle-mediated transport, Golgi to endoplasmic reticulum; endoplasmic reticulum to Golgi vesicle-mediated transport. Gene Ontology annotation, cellular component: endoplasmic reticulum; COPII-coated ER to Golgi transport vesicle; membrane. Lineage: Eukaryota; Metazoa; Arthropoda; Insecta; Diptera; Drosophilidae. The transcript has 3 exons. Bases 333 to 1637 code for a protein of 434 amino acids. The record is from RefSeq and is a predicted model, not a curated record.
ACACAAUAUCAACAAUCGAGCCGGCAACGGCAAUUAUUUAUAUUUGCUUAGUCCAACUAUUAUAAACGAAAAGUGCAUUACUCUGUACACGAUUGCGAUCAAUUAACAUUGCUUCAACUGCGCAUUAGCCGUAAUUAGGCUGAAGUGUGAACGUUAUUUGGCUGGGUGCACGCAACUAACCCAGCCACGUGGGAGGAGUACGUGGCAAUGAAUAUAAUGUUGUCGUGAAUUCCCAUUCCCAUUCCGAACUUGAUAUGACUAACUAGUUUCAAUUAUAAUAGGCCGCACACUGAGAAUAUUUUAAUUGACAGACAAUAUAAUUGGGGAGAGAGAUGACUGCCACGCUACGCUAUCGGGGCGACAAGAGCAAUUUGCUCGAGUUCGCCAAGAAUCUGGAUGCCUUUAAGAAAGUGCCUGAGAAGUACACAGAGACCACAGAGAUUGGCGGUACACUCUCGCUGCUAAGUCGGCUGCUCAUCGUCUAUUUGGUUUAUACGGAACUGCGCUAUUAUUGGAGCGAAACGAACAUUAUUUAUCAGUUUGAGCCGGAUAUGUCGCUGGAUGAGCAGGUGCAGAUGCAUGUCGAUAUCACCGUGGCGAUGCCAUGCGCCUCGCUCUCCGGCGUCGAUCUCAUGGAUGAGACACAGCAGGAUGUCUUUGCGUAUGGCUCGUUGCAGCGCGAAGGUGUCUGGUGGCAAAUGGCGGAUGCUGAUCGCCGUCACUUUCAGUCCAUGCAAAUGACCAAUCACUAUUUGCGCGAGGAAUAUCACUCUGUUGCGAACAUACUAUUCAAGGACAUUUUGCGCGAACGCACACAGCCCAAGGAGAGCGAAGCACAUUCAGUUCCUGCACAACCGGCACCGGGUCCAUUGCAGCAGUUGCAGCAACAUCCACAAUUUGAGGCGAAAUAUGAUGCGUGUCGACUGCACGGCACCCUGGGCAUCAACAAGGUGGCCGGUGUGCUGCAUUUGGUGGGCGGGGCACAGCCGGUGGUUGGCAUGUUCGAUGAUCACUGGAUGAUCGAGUUCCGGCGCAUGCCCGCCAACUUUACGCAUCGCAUCAAUCGCCUCAGCUUUGGCCAGUACUCGCGACGCAUCGUCCAGCCGCUGGAGGGCGAUGAGACCACCAUCACCGAGGAGGCCACCACAGUGCAGUAUUUCAUAAAGGUGGUGCCCACGGAGAUUCAGCAAACGUUUAGCACUGUCAGCACAUUCCAAUACGCCGUCACCGAGAACGUUCGCAAACUGGACUCCGAGCGCAACUCGUAUGGUUCUCCGGGCAUAUAUUUCAAGUACGAUUGGUCCGCCUUGAAGGUAGUCAUUAGUCACGAUCGUGACUAUUUCCUCACCUUUGUCAUACGGCUCUGCUCGAUUAUAUCGGGCAUCAUUGUAAUUUCGGGCGCUGUAAAUGCGCUGCUUUUGGGCUUGCAACGUCGCCUGCUGAACACCUUUGCGCCGCAGCUUUACCAGCGGCUGCCACAGGCUGCGACGGCGCCUCCAACAGGAAUCAGCGUAGCCAGGAGUCCAGCGAUGGCGCCAACGAUGCCAGUCAACGAACUGCUGAAUGCCGCCAAUCUGAUGGCCAACGUGGACAUAUCGGCAUAUCUGCCGACGGCUGCUCCCAAGUCUGACAUGUAGCGUUGGACCCUGGGCCAGAAGUGGCCAUUUAGCGUCAAACGUAAUCUCCUUUAAAAUCAAAUCCAAAAUCUAUUUUUAAUAUUAUUACGCCGCAAAAUGCAAUCGCUGCUUAAACAUAAUUUACACUAAGCCAAAAACAAAACAAAACUGUACAUAAAUUCACAUAAAUGAUAUAAAUAUAUAUACGCUAUAGAUAUACAUAUAUAUUCGCUCACAGACUAGAACGAGUUAAUUUCUAAUCCUCCAAGAAUUGCUUAAAGUUCAAAAAGGAAAGAAAAAAGAUGCUGCAACUAUUAGUGUAAAAUAUAUUUAAAAAAGAAAAAGAAAGAAAAAUG